This is a messenger RNA of Amphiprion ocellaris (clown anemonefish), 1948 nucleotides long. RefSeq names its product glycine--tRNA ligase-like. Gene Ontology annotation, cellular component: cytoplasm; mitochondrion. The record is from RefSeq and is a predicted model, not a curated record. Lineage: Eukaryota; Metazoa; Chordata; Actinopteri; Pomacentridae. Gene Ontology annotation, biological process: mitochondrial glycyl-tRNA aminoacylation. The coding region runs from base 101 to 1633 and encodes 510 amino acids. The transcript is spliced from 13 exons. Gene Ontology annotation, molecular function: ATP binding; glycine-tRNA ligase activity.
GAUGAGCGUGUAAUGCAUCAGACUAGAGUGAUCACAUGAAAACAGUGUAACAGCUGCUAAAUUGCUGUAUGAUUUCCUCACAGCUCACUUGAAAAAGCUGAUGUCUGAUGAGAAAUGCUCAGCGGAGAAGGUGACUGAGAUGGAGGAUGUCAUCACUCAGAUGGAUAACUACACUCAGCAGGAGCUGGCUGAUCUGUUUGUGAAAUACAACGUCAAGUCUCCCUCCACAGGAAAUGACCUCACACCUCCCACCUCCUUCAACUUGAUGUUUCAGACGUCCAUCGGUCCAGGAGGGAACAUGCCUGGCUAUUUGAGACCUGAAACAGCUCAGGGGAUGUUCCUCAACUUUAAGCGUCUGUUGGAGUUCAACCAGGGAAAACUUCCCUUCGGUGCCGCUCAGAUCGGAAACUCCUUCAGGAACGAAAUCUCUCCUCGCUCUGGACUCAUUCGUGUUAGGGAGUUCACCAUGGCUGAGAUCGAGCAUUUUGUGGAUCCAAAUGAAAAAGUCCACCCUAAGUUCUCCAAUGUGGCCGACCUGGAGAUCACGCUGUUCUCCUCUAAGGCUCAGACCAGUGGACAGUCCGCACAAAUCAUGAGGCUGGGAGACGCUGUGGAGCAGGGAGUGAUCAACAACUCCGUUCUGGGCUACUUCAUUGGAAGAAUCUACCUGUAUCUGAUUAAAGUGGGGCUCUCCAAAGAUAAAGUGCGUUUCCGUCAGCACAUGGACAACGAGAUGGCUCAUUACGCCUGCGACUGCUGGGAUGCCGAGUCCAAAACCUCCUAUGGAUGGAUUGAGACCGUGGGCUGCGCCGAUCGCUCCUGUUACGACCUUUCAUGUCACUCCAGAGCCACUAAAGUCCCUCUAGUGGCAGAAAAGCCGCUGAAAGAACCCAAAACAGUAAAUGUUGUCCAGUUUGAGCCCAACAAAGGAGCCAUAGGAAUGGCCUACAAGAAAGACGCCAAGCUGGCUCUGGAGUAUCUAGCUGUGUGUGAUGAAUGUUACAUCAGUGAUCAGGAGAAGCUUCUCAGUGAAAAAGGAGAGUUCAGCUUCGAGACGGAGGGCAAAACCUUCACACUGACCAAAGACAUGGUCAGUGUGAGGAGGUUCCAGAAAAGCCUGCAUGUGCAGGAGAUUGUUCCCAAUGUAAUCGAGCCCUCGUUUGGCAUCGGCAGAAUCAUGUACUCCAUCUUCGAGCACUCAUUCCACAUCCGGCAGGGGGAUGAACAGAGGACGUAUUUCAGCUUCCCUGCCACUGUGGCUCCAUACAAAUGUUCCAUCCUGCCUUUGAGCCACAACCAGGAGUUUGUGCCUUUUGUUCACCAGUUAUCUGAAGCCAUGACCAGAAACGGUGUCUCUCACAAGGUGGACGACUCUUCCGGAUCCAUCGGGAGGCGUUACGCGAGAUCGGACGAGAUCGGAGUGGCGUUUGGCAUCACCGUCGACUUCGACACAGUGAACAAGACGCCUCACACAGCGACUCUGAGAGACCGAGACUCGAUGAGGCAAAUCAGGGCCGAGGUCGCUGAGCUGCCUGAGAUUGUUCGAGAUCUGGCUAACGGCACCUUGAUGUGGGCUGAGGUGGAGAGAAAAUACCCGAUCUUUGAAGGACAGGAGACCAGCAGGAAGGAGUAACUAGACUGGGACUCCUCUACAUACAGGGGCCACAUGUCAACAAAGAAUUUACGGUCUGUUGAAACAUAAUACAGUGAUGAAAUAUAGAGCUGCAUCUGAAGAUUCACAUAGACUGAAACAAACUAACACAACAUGCUGCAGGGUUAAUACAGCCCCAAACAGUGUCACCUGAGCAACUGUCCUAACAGCUCCCAGUAGACAUGUAUACUGUGACAGCAGGAAAAACAUACAGCCAUGUAAAGAUUUGUGUUUCAUACGUUUUUUAUACUGUAACCUUUGGUUGACCUUUUCAAAUAAACCACAUACUGUACGACA